GACUGUACAAGCAUCGAGUGCGACUCUGGUUGCCAUGACAGCAGACCGCUACCGUGUCAUCCUUCACCCAAUCCACUCCCUCCAUUCGCGGACAGUGACCCGAGCCAAUGUCAUCAACUUCGUUAUAUGGAUAGCGUCCUUUAUUCUCCACAUACCCGCCAUGCUACUGAUGGAGGUUCACAGCGGCCCCGUCCAGGGUGACAAGUUCUGCGGUGCUCGUGGCUUCAGUACCGGCAGCCAAGGUAACCAACAGAAGUGGCUCUACGCUUUCCGUGCCUACCAAGUCUACGCCAAGUUGAUCCUCUAUAUCCUUCCCUUCGUGGUGAUGUCGUACUGUUACCUCCGCAUCCUGCGAACAGUCUGGAGCAGCUUCUACCUGGCGAGCAUGGCGUCGGAAGCGCAGCGGAAGAAGCGGUGGAAAGUGACGAGGAUGACGCUCCUGGUCGUCAUCCUUUUCGGCGUCUGUUGGGGCCCCAUCCACGCCAUCAACCUCGCGACGUCGUUCCAGAUCGAUGGCGAGGCCAUGCAGAGCGUCCACCUCAUGCACUUUACCUUUUUCUCUCUCUGCCUGGCAUAUUCCAACUCGGCUCUAAACCCGUUCCUCUACGCGUUCAGCGGGAGAAGCUACCGGGAGAUGCUCCUCUACUCGUUCCAGUCUCGAAAGACAAGGCGUAAGUGUUCGAGUGCGUUCACACGAGGGACUCGGCUAUACUCGCCGCAGCAAUCUCUGAACUCAGUAGAACCUAACAAUUCAAGGGUCAACAUCAGACCUAUUCUCAUCAGGAAGACAUUUCAGACGCUGCAAACGAACUCAUUAUGAACAUUGAUUCACCCUAGAGUUAAGAAACAUUUUUAAAAUCAUCGUUCACAAGGAUAUAUAUAUUUUUGAAUAUUCAUCUAUGCGAAACGUCGGUGUGAUUUAUUCAUAAAUGAAAGUUUACUUUUAUGGUACAUUAUUUUGUAUCUUAGUUAUUUCGAAAUUCCAAAGAAAUCUUGCGUGUUUUAUCAGCAGCUUUGAGUGAUAUUUAUUCACCAUCUAUCAAGAAUUAUUUUCUGGGAAUUAUUAUGUAUGCCUUUCCUCAAGCUCAAUAAGCAAUUAUUGAAAUAGCGAAGCGCGGGCUGAUUUUUUUUUUUUUAGAUCUUGUCCUAGAAGCGGCACACACUUUUCACUUUUGUAAUAAUUAAUAGGAUGGAUAUCUUUCUGAAUAGAUGAUACGAGCGCGAAACACGAGCUGAACAUUUUGAUAUUCCGGUCUGAAAACCGGACAGUUUAAGUAUGUUUCUUAAAUACUGAACAAGCUGUGUAUCUCAAUGAAUAAUUACUGCGAGCAUGAAGCCGGGGUUGAUGUUUUUUUGUAUAUUGACCCGAAAGUGAACAUGUUGACAACUGUUUAACAUGUAGGUCUAGGCUGAAAAUGACGAAGAGCAUAAAAGAUGUCACUAUAUAAAAUGAUGUCAGUGCAAUUCAUAUGGAGAGGAUACUUUCUCGCUUAUCAAAUAAUGCAAGCGCGGGCCGAAUAUUGUUGAUUUUCCUCACAUUUUUGUAUGAAUAGAAUGCGUAUAUCGCUGAACCUAGAUAAUGAUAACUCGAAUAGCGGGCAGAAUAUUUUGUGCAUAUUGACUCGAAAACAUAAUAUUUAAAGUCCGUUCUUAUCCUCUUGAGAAGAAAAUCAUUUCAUUCAAGGCAAUGCGAGCGCGAAGUGCGAGCGAAAUUUUUAAUUGUAAGUAAUUACCGAACAUUCUUCUUUUUAUUGCCCUCACUAUUUCAUUCGCUUAUCUUCCUACUCUUGUUCCCUUUUUUCCUUUCUGCCUUCUCCUCCCCCCCGUCUUUUUUUUUUUGCGGCGCCAAUACGGGGCCUCAACCGCGCCUCGCCCCUGAAUCCGCCAACGAUAUUUCUUAAACUUAAUUUUAAAAAAAGAAGAAAAUCCGAGAGAAUAGUCGUGUUCAGGAUGCUAUUUAUUCGUCAAUGGCAUACCGUGGGUUAUGGCAUGGAGGGGCACGAAUGAACGAACGAAUUGACGCGCCCUCAAUAGCCAUGUACUCUGACCUGCACUCGACCUGGGCGUUGUGGCGUGCGCCUGUAAUCCAAGCUGUGGGGAAGUUACAAAUUGAUGCAGAGG
Lytechinus variegatus (green sea urchin) is the source of this 2121-nucleotide messenger RNA. RefSeq names its product G-protein coupled receptor 54-like. The record is from RefSeq and is a predicted model, not a curated record. Gene Ontology annotation, cellular component: membrane. Gene Ontology annotation, molecular function: G protein-coupled peptide receptor activity. Lineage: Eukaryota; Metazoa; Echinodermata; Echinoidea; Temnopleuroida; Toxopneustidae. The transcript has 2 exons. Gene Ontology annotation, biological process: neuropeptide signaling pathway. The coding region runs from base 35 to 820 and encodes 261 amino acids.